UCCCAAAAGCAAAGGUCCAGCCACGUGGGAAAAAGAUGAACGUUAUUGCGACAAAAUCCAACGCGGUGAUUUGGCCAAUAAACUCUUGGACUUCAUGGACAUGUCUGUCCUCGAUUUCCUGAUACAGAAUACAGACAGACAUCACUUCUUUCUUGCUGCCGGGGAUCCUGACGCGUCGGUGAUACCAGUAGACAAUGGUAGAAGUUUUGGGGAUCCUGAUAUUGAUUACAUGGACAUUUUGGCUCCAGUCUUACAGUGCUGCAGGAUCCGGGCGGCGACGCGCGCGCGGCUGGUCCUGCUGAGCGGCGGCGGGCUGUCCCGGGCCCUGAGGGAGCUCCUGGGCCUCGACCCGCUCGCCCCCGUGCUCGCCGACGCCCACCUCCGCGCCCUGGACCGCCCCCUCGCCCCGUCCUCCCCCGCCCUCAGCGCCUGA
Molecule: messenger RNA, 433 nt
Organism: Penaeus monodon (black tiger shrimp)
Lineage: Eukaryota; Metazoa; Arthropoda; Malacostraca; Decapoda; Penaeidae
Product: glycosaminoglycan xylosylkinase-like
Exons: 4
Coding region: 95-433 (112 amino acids)
Biological process (GO): protein phosphorylation
Cellular component (GO): Golgi apparatus
Molecular function (GO): phosphotransferase activity, alcohol group as acceptor
Source: RefSeq, a predicted model, not a curated record